This is a messenger RNA of Syngnathus acus (greater pipefish), 697 nucleotides long. RefSeq names its product zinc-binding protein A33-like. The coding region runs from base 7 to 579 and encodes 190 amino acids. NCBI's taxonomy places the organism in Eukaryota, Metazoa, Chordata, Actinopteri, Syngnathiformes, Syngnathidae. The record is from RefSeq and is a predicted model, not a curated record. Gene Ontology annotation, molecular function: protein binding. The transcript is spliced from 2 exons.
GUGGCCAUGGUUCAGUACACACCCAUCACCCUGGAUCCCAACACGGCGUAUUCGUGGUUGUCCAUCUCCAAGGACCUCACUUGCGUGGCUAACAGCGGCUCCCUCCAGCAGCUCCCAGACAACCCGGAGCGGUUCGGCCACUUUGUCUUCGUGUUGGGCUCCGAAGGCUUCACGGCGGGCCGCCACGCCUGGGAGGUGGAGGUGGGAGACAAGGAAGACUGGAUGCUCGGGGUGGUCAAGGAGUCCAUCGACAGGAAAGGCCGCAUCUCCGGCUGCCCCGAGGGCGGUUUUUGGAUGAUCUCACACUACGAGGGCGCGUACUUGGCCAUGACCAGGCCCAGCACCACCUUGCGCAUGGAGGACGAGUUAAACAGGGUCAGGGUGCAGCUGGACUACGACGCCGGCGAGGUGAUCUUCUCCAAUCCGGUCAGCAUGACAACCAUCUACACAUUCACCGACUUCUUCACAGACAAAAUGUAUCCGUUCUUCUGCCCUGGGGCAAAUAUCAACGGGAAUAACCCCAACCCGCUCAAAAUCUGCCCUGCUACCGUAGCGGUGUGGAACAGCGCCACAUGGUGAAGGAACCAAGUCAACACCAUGUUACCACCUGGAGGUAUACAGUUGCCUCCAAACGUAUUGGAAUAGCUAGCAAGAGCAAUCCCAAGGUUUUUGGAGGUAAUCUUGCUGUUCCAAUACU